AGUAUUUUUCUUUCUAUUGUUAAAACUGUUGGGGAUUCAUUGAGAUCGACAUUUUUUGUGGUCAAUAUUGUUUUUGUCGAGCAUUUUUCUCAUAUGAAGGUUGUUGAUGGAUCUCAUGGAGGAUGGAAAGCAAUCAAUAUGGUAAUUGUUGUUCCACCAGGUGAAGGGCACCUUCUUGUCCUGCUCUGUGAUUAGGGAUUUGAGGAAGGGUUUGGGAAAUGAGGCAGGGGGGGUUGAGGGAUAUCCUCACUUUCCAGCAAGGGUAAAGCCAAUUUGGCUGAGCUCCAGAUGUUUCACUCCAACGACUACCGUGGACGGGUGGAGACCUAGCUCUGACAUAAGCAUCUCAUGGAAUCUUGAUUAUAAUGGAGACCCAGUUGUUCAACACAAUUCGAAUUGGAGAACUCCAGAUUCUCGAGGCAAUGGCGGAUGAGGACCAGAACCUGCUGGAAUAGAAAAAGCUUCGCUGAAUGCUUUCCGUGCUCCACGUGGUGGCCGUGGGUGGCAGAUUAAGGUUCUUUCGAUGCUUCUGGAUCGGUUUUGGAAUCCGGAUAUCCUCAUUCGACACAAGUAGACAAAUUCAUUUCUGGAUUUGAUUUCAUUUUUUUGUUUAGUAAUUUUUAUAUUCGAUGUGUGUUUUGUGAACUCAAUCAAGAUACAAUUGUUGUUACUAAUCGGCACAAUGCAUGGGAAGGUCUUGUGCAUGAAAAGGUUGAUUCAAGUAGGAGCCAAUGUAUGAUGAUUCAUGGUUUUCGAUUCCUGUUUUUUAUUGAUAGUUAAUACAUCUCAUGUGUACACGUUUCGGAUUUGUGUGUAAUUUGAUGAUUGAGUUUUGUUGUAAAUUAUUUUUUUCCUUGUUAUUUUCCAGAUUUUUUUUGCUUGAGACAUUUUAUAUUUUUCUACAAAUUUGUUGUUUGAUACAAUAUGGGGGUGAUCCAUGAGCGUGAUUGUUGCACUUCCAAAACCUUAUACUUAUAGGGUAUUGUUGGCAGUGAAAGAAGAAAUGUUGAGAAGAAACGUGAGGCUGGGGAGGGAGUAUCUUUAUCGGAAAAGCUUUGAGGGCAAAGAGCAUUUGCUCUAUGAGAAGAAGCACAAAAUUCGCGAAGCUUUUGCAGAGUCUGAUUUUAUUGAACAGAGAAAACCAAUACCAGCCAAGCUCAGAAAUGAAGAGGGGACGCUCCGUCCGGAAAUUGACCCCGAAGAUGAAAAUACUAUUGGUACUACUCGCGACCGACUUGUUCCUUGUUCAACAGUCGCUGAUAAAUAUGCAAAUGCUGCCGAUAGAGAUCCUACGAUUUUGCUUACAACUUCACGUCAUCCGAGUUCUUCCGGAUACUCUAAAAUUGCUUGCAGUAUAAAUUUU
Striga asiatica is the source of this 1363-nucleotide messenger RNA. The record is from the annotation of a GenBank genome assembly. NCBI's taxonomy places the organism in Eukaryota, Viridiplantae, Streptophyta, Magnoliopsida, Lamiales, Orobanchaceae.